Molecule: messenger RNA, 3783 nt
Organism: Cuscuta epithymum
Lineage: Eukaryota; Viridiplantae; Streptophyta; Magnoliopsida; Solanales; Convolvulaceae
Source: the annotation of a GenBank genome assembly
UAGUAACGUUUCUUUUAUCCGAAAAAAGAUUCUGGGAUGACCGUCCCGGCCUCUAUUUGUUUUUUUGCUCCAAUAAAUUAGUGCUACUAGCUGUUUCUGAGAAAGCAUACUAUACGAGCAGCGGUGCAGAACUAACACGAGUACUUAUUGGGAAAAAGAAAUAUAGAGACUGGCGUAUAAAAAACUCAUAGCUAUCCCUGAAAGACCCCUUUUACAUGCAUAUAGGAGGAGGAGGAGGAGAACAGGACUGAUCUUUUUUGUUUUUUAAGGUAAUGGUUUCCAUUUUUCUCUCCACCAUCUUCAAAAAGUUUCUUGCUUUGGCGCUUUGGAUGUUCACUGUUUUUGAAUUUGUAGAUGCGAAGUGGAACUUGAUCUUUUGUUUGAUUCAAUUUCCCCAAAAAACUCAUGUUCUUCAAUCUGUCUGGGGCUCUGUUGAGUAUAAAAGAUUUGAUUUUUAGGGACUUCUGCUUAGUUCUGUUUAUUUUACGUUUAGCGAAUCAAAUAAUCAAAUAAUUAUGCUAUUCGGAAGAAAUUGCAUUACCGCUUUUAAUUAUCUUCAAUAGCUAUGGGUUUAAAGCUGGGGUUUUUGAGUCGCGUUUUGGCUAUAACUAUUAUGUACUCGUUUGGUGACUAUCUUAUUGCUCGUAACACUAAGGACAUACGGAAUAUUAAUUAAGCAAAAAACAAGUAGAGAAAAUAGUACUGCACAAGUACUAUAUUUUUUUUAAGAAAAUAUAUAUACAGUAUUAAAUAUACUCCGUAUUAGUUUAAUUUUUACAAUAAUUGAGCAAAUUUAAAUGUUUGACUCACAUGUGUGAUGAUAUAUCUGUAUUCUGUCAUAAUGUAAAAAAAAUCACCCAAUUCAAUAAUUCAUUACUACCCUUCCUUGGGAAGUUUUUACUCCGUAUGAUUUAUCUCAUUUCCAAUAUUUGGAAACUUAUGUCCUUUUUUUCAUAUUCAUUUCUCUCUCACUUUUUCCCUUUCUUUUUCUUACUUUUUCUUCUAUCUAGUUCCUACAUUUUAUCAUUUUCUUAUUAAUUAAUUAAUUAAUUAAUUUAUUAAUUUAAUUAAUUAAUUAAUGAUAACCGAUAGCCACUAAUUCUGCAUACAAGUAUUGGAGUGGAAUAUCUGAUCUGCAAGUAUUUUUCAGUUGUAGCGUGCCUACUUCCCUUUUGUACUUACAAAUACAAACGUGAUUUGGGAUCUACUCAUUUUAACUGAAAUUUACUCAUGUGAUCUGAAGUGCCUAUCCAAUUAUCAGGGUACAUUUUGCUUCUCAACUAGGAUAAGAAUGGAGGGCGGUCUACAUAAAGCAGAUAAAACAGAGUUCACAGAAUGUUGGAGGUCGAUAUGGAGAACACCUUACAUCAUGCGGCUUGCCAUGUCUGCGGGGAUUGGUGGCUUUCUAUUCGGUUAUGAUACUGGUGUUAUUUCUGGCGCCUUGCUAUACAUUCGGGAUGACUUUAGAGCUGUUGAGCAGCACACAUGGCUACAGGAAAUGAUUGUGAGCAUGACGGUGGCAGGUGCCGUUGUGGGUGCUGCAUUGGGUGGAUUGCUAAGUGAUAAGAUAGGCCGAAAAAGAUCAAUUUUAAUAGCUGAUGUGCUGUUCUUUUUAGGUGCCAUUGUCAUGGCUCUUUCCCCCACUCCCUGGCUUAUAAUUAUAGGAAGAGUGUUGGUCGGUUUGGGAGUUGGAAUGGCUUCCAUGACAGCACCACUUUAUAUUUCGGAGGCCUCUCCGGCUAAAAUCAGAGGCGCUCUAGUUAGUGCUAAUGGUCUCCUACUUACAGGGGGACAGUUUCUGUCUUACCUUAUCAACUUAGCAUUCACCAAGGUACCAGGCACCUGGCGUUGGAUGCUAGGGAUUGCAGGAGUUCCUGCUUUUGUUCAGUUCAUGUUGAUGAUCUUUCUCCCGGAGUCACCUCGAUGGCUCUAUCGUCAGAACAAGGUAGAAGAAGCCAGGGCCGUGUUGGAGAAGAUCUAUCUGCCGAGUGAAGUCGAACAAGAAAUAAGGGCUUUGCAUGAAUCUGUUGAGCACGAGAAAGCGGAAUCAAAAGCAAUCGGAGACGGCGUUUUUGCUAAGUUAAAGAAUGCUUGGGGAAACACUGUGGUUCGCAGAGGUCUCUAUGCAGGCAUAACUGUUCAAGUAGCCCAACAAUUCGUUGGAAUCAACACUGUCAUGUAUUACAGUCCGACAAUCGUGCAACUUGCUGGAUUUGCCUCAAACAGGACUGCGAUAGCACUCUCACUCAUCACAUCUGGACUCAAUGCCUUUGGAAGUAUCAUGAGUAUGUGUUUUGUCGACAGGUAUGGGAGGAGGAGGUUGAUGAUCAUCUCGAUGAUAGGUACCAUAAUAUGCCUUGUUGUAUUGUCUGUCCUGUUCCAACAAGCUAGCAUCCAUUCCCCAGCCAUUAGUGUAAGCGAAUCCAAUCAUUUUGGAGUAAACUCUACAUGUCCCAGUUUCUUGAAACAACCAAACCCAGAAUCAUGGAGCUGUAUGUCAUGUCUCAGUGCAUCUGAUUGUUCCUUCUGCAGCAACUCUGCAAGCAAAUUUAACCCUGGGGCAUGCUUAUCUACUACAAAUGCUAUCGAAGGCCUGUGCAAAUCGGAAAGGCGUGAAUGGUACACUCAAGGUUGCCCGAGUAAGUUCGGUUUCUUUGCUGUCCUACUCCUAGGAGCAUACAUCAUAUCUUAUGCACCGGGCAUAGGAACGGCACCUUGGAUUGUGAACUCAGAGAUUUACCCCUUGAGAUACCGAGGCAUCGGUGGAGGCAUUGCUGCUGUGUCUAACUGGAUGUCCAAUCUCAUUGUGAGUCAGACCUUCUUAACUUUAACCGAGGCAAUUGGUCCUUGGGGCACAUUCCUAUUGUUUGCUGGAUUUGCACUCAUUGGCCUUAUAGCCAUCUUCUUCCUUGUACCGGAAACCAAAGGGUUGCCAUUCGAGGAGGUUGAGAAGUUGCUUGAGAAAGGCUUCAGACCAAAGAUUUUUUGCUUUAAAUCGAAGGAUAAAGCUCUCCCAUCAUAGGUUUACAAUGUGGUGUGAUUUUAGCUAAAUUACUUUCACACUGUCAUAUUAUUUACUAAUAAUAUUUUUAUCUGGUGUAAAUCCCUUAAAGAGGAAUGCUUAAUCUUGGCGUGCAUCCCUUAAAGGGAUUCAGGUUAAAGUUCCAUUUUUUUUGGAAAAAAUUAAAUAUAACAUUUUGAAAAAUAUGUUAAUAUUUUGUUCUGCAACUAUAUAUUAUGUCGUGAAAGACUUUUAGCUUCAUAUGGCUUUGAUUUGUUGUAAUGUUCAAUACUCCGUAUCUUAUUCGAGAGCUAUUUGGGCUAGUUUUUGGAGCCUUGGAGGUUUGGUUUGUAUAGAAGAAUCGUUUUGGGUUAAUACUCUGGAGAAUGGACAAUCGUUUUGGGUUACACAUAUAUUGCCAUUGGUUCAUCCCGCCAACCCGUUACAUAUAUGUUGGUGUGUUCGCUAUAUUUUUUUAUGAAGCUAGAAUGAUGUGUGAGCCGCGACAGAGACGAAGGGGUUGAGGCAUAAAGAGUUUAUAUUCGAUGGAACAAAGCUUAAAAUUUAAUAUAUUUUUCUUGGGAGGUCAAGACUCAAGACCUCCUCCGGCACCUCCCUGUUUUGUGAGCGACAAUAAUGUUUUAACCGUAUCAUCAUUAUAGUUUCGGGAUAUCAACAGAGAUAAUGAUAAAUAAAGGAAAUCAUUCCGAUGAUUUGAUAAUUCAAAAUCAUUAGGGCAUCCACAUCCAUGGUAUUAUUUGGAGAUUAUUUUGACGAUGUGG